AUGCGUGAGAUCAUGGACUACACGAAGAACAUUCGUAACAUGUCCGUGAUCGCCCACGUCGACCACGGCAAGUCGACGCUGACCGACUCUUUGGUGUCGAAGGCUGGUAUCAUCUCGGCCAAACACGCCGGCGAGGCUCGUUUCACAGACACGCGCGCCGACGAGCAGGAGCGGUGCAUUACCAUCAAGUCGACGGGUAUUUCCAUGUUCUUCGAGUACGACAUGGACGCGGGUGAACAGGCGACGGCCGAUGCGAUCGCCAAAGAGACGGUCGAGGAAAAGGCUGCGGACGAAGCCGUGACGAUCUCAAAGAACUCGUACCUGAUCAACUUGAUCGACUCGCCUGGUCACGUCGACUUUUCGUCCGAAGUGACGGCGGCGCUGCGUGUGACAGACGGUGCGCUGGUUGUUGUCGACUGCAUUGAAGGCGUCUGCGUGCAGACCGAGACGGUGCUCCGUCAGUCGAUCAGCGAGCGCGUGAAGCCUGUUCUGAUGGUGAACAAGGUCGACCGUGCGCUGCUCGAGCUCCACCUGGAGCCUGAGGACUGCUACCAGUCGUUCACCCGGGCCAUUGAGACGGUGAACGUGGUGAUUGCCACCUACUUUGACGAGAAGCUGGGAGAUGUGCAGGUGUACCCCGAAAAGGGCACGGUCGCCUUUGGAUCGGGUCUGCACCAGUGGGGUUUCACGCUGAAAAAGUUUGCUCGUCUGUACUCGAAGAAGUUUGGUAUUGGUGAAGACAAGAUGAUGCAGAAAUUGUGGGGCGACUGGUACUUUGACGCUGCCAACAAGAAGUGGACGAGCAAGAACAACGCAGAAGGCUCACUCAAGCGUGCUUUCUGUCAGUUUAUCAUGGACCCCAUCAUCAAGAUGUUCGACGCGAUCAUGAACGACAAGAAGGCGAAGUACGAGAAGAUGAUGAAAGCUGUUGGUGUGGAGCUGAAGUCGGACGAGAAGGAGCUGACGGGCAAGCCUUUGCUGAAGCGGGUCAUGCAGCGCUGGUUGCCGGCUGCUGACGCUGUCCUCGAAAUGAUCGUGGUGCACCUGCCGUCCCCCGUGACGGCCCAGAGGUACCGUGUGGACACUCUGUACGAAGGUCCUCAGGACGACGAGUGCGCUGAGGCUAUCCGUAAGUGCGACGUCAACGGUCCCCUGGUGAUGUACGUGUCGAAGAUGGUGCCGACCUCGGACAAGGGUCGUUUCUACGCAUUCGGCCGCGUGUUUGCCGGUAAGAUCGCCACCGGCCAGAAAGUGCGCAUGCUGGGCCCGAACUACGUUCCUGGCAAGAAGACCGAUUUGUGGGUAAAGAACAUUCAGCGUACGGUCAUUAUGAUGGGUCGUUACGUCGAGCAGACCCCUGACAUUCCGGCCGGUAACACGUGCGCCCUGGUCGGUGUUGACCAGUACCUGCUGAAGUCUGGUACGAUUACGACGUCGGAGACGGGCCACACGAUCCGUACGAUGAAGUUCUCAGUGUCACCCGUUGUGCGUGUGGCUGUUGAGCCCAAGACCGCUGCCGAUCUGCCCAAGCUCGUGGAGGGCAUGAAGCGUUUGUCCAAGUCGGACCCUAUGGUCCUGUGUUACACGGAGGAGUCGGGUGAGCACAUUAUUGCUGGUGCCGGCGAGCUUCACCUUGAAAUCUGUCUGAAGGAUUUGCAGGAGGAGUUCAUGGGCACGGAGGUGAAGAUUUCGGAGCCGGUCGUUUCCUACCGCGAGACGAUCACUGGCAACUCGUCGAAGACGUGUCUGUCCAAGUCGCCUAACAAGCACAACCGUCUCUUUUGCGAGGCCACUCCUUUGAGUGACGAGCUGACGCAGGAGAUGGAGGAUGGAAAGGAUGAGGUGAGCCCUCGCUUCGACCAGAAACUGCGUGCGCGAUACCUGGCCGACAACCACGAGUGGGACGUGACUGACGCCCGUAAGAUUUGGGGCUACGGACCUGACGGUACGGGUGCCAACCUGUUUGUCGACGUCACGAAGGGUGUGUCGUACCUGAACGAAAUCAAGGAGUCGGUGCUUGGCGGCUUCAACUGGGCCACGAAAGACGGUGUUCUGUGCGAAGAGGUCGUGCGCGGUAUGCGCGUGAACCUGCUCGACGUGGUGCUGCACGCCGAUGCUAUUCACCGUGGCAUGGGCCAGAUCCUGCCCACUACCCGUCGUGUGGUCUACGCUUGUCAGCUGGUGUCGGAACCUGCUCUGAUGGAGCCUGUCUUCCUCGCAGACAUUCAAGUGCCGCAAGACGCUGUUGGCGGUGUUUACGGCGUGCUCACCCGUCGUCGUGGACACGUGUUUGCGGAGGAGCAGCGCCCGGGUACGCCGAUGAUGCAGCUGAAGGCCUACUUGCCUGUCAACGAGUCCUUCGGAUUCACUGCGGACUUGCGUCAAGCGACCGGUGGCAAGGCCUUCCCGCAGUGCGUGUUUGACCACUACCAGGUUGUUGGCGGUGACCCGACGGACACGAACAACAUGGCGGGCAAGCUGGUGAAUGGCGUGCGUGUGCGCAAGGGUUUGACGCCGGAAGUGCCUCCUCUCGACCGUUUCUACGACCGCCUGUAG
This is a messenger RNA of Hyaloperonospora brassicae, 2556 nucleotides long. The record is from the annotation of a GenBank genome assembly. NCBI's taxonomy places the organism in Eukaryota, Oomycota, Peronosporomycetes, Peronosporales, Peronosporaceae.